GCUGUCAGCCUUCCCCUAGCUAAACAUCUGGCCCAGAACCGGCAGGGCAGUGGAGGAGCUCUGGCUUCACCGGCCCCUGCAGGUGCUGCUCGGCAGCCUCAGCCACUUCAUGUUCCCCGCUCGCGAGGCGGCCCUCACGUUAGGGAGCGUUUAGACCCGUUCGCCAAGCUCCCUCACAGCACGCACCGUGCUGCCCGUCUUCUGCGGUGUCAGCCCAGCCCUGCGCUCGCUGUCGUUGCCCCAUCAGGCCUAGGGCCGCCAGCUGGGGAGCUGACGAGGCGGCCACUGCUGCCCACGCUCCCGGGACAGCUGCCCCUGCGGGUGGUUUCCCGGAGGGGGUUUGCACAGCGGCCGGAAUUAGGUCCUAAUGGGUUUAGGGUUAGCACUUGGUCCGGCUGGACGAAUUCCCUGGUGUGUCUGGGGGAAGCUCCCCUAGGUGAGCUGGGAAGGCCAGGGUGGUCUGGAGCGGGGACAGCGCGGGGCGGGGAGGCCUUGCGGAAAACGCUGCACUGCUCAAGCGCCGUCAUCCUCGCUGAAGCUUCUAGAACUCGGCCCCGCCCCUGCCCGGGCGGAAGUGAAGCCCCGGAAGUUGCCGACAGCGCGGCUGGGCGGGGCGAGAUAGACAUGGCCACCGAGGGAGACGUGGAGCUGGAGUUGGAAACCGAGACCAGCUGCCCGGAGCGGCCCCCGGAGAAGCCGCGGAAGCAUGACAGCGGUGCGGCGGACCUGGAGCGAGUCACCGACUAUGCGGAAGAGAAGGAGAUCCAGAGCUCCAACUUGGAGACGGCCAUGUCCGUCAUCGGAGACAGGCGGUCCCGGGAGCAGAAGGCCCGACAGGAGCGGGAGAAAGAACUGGCAAAGGUCACUAUCAAGAAGGAAGAUCUGGAGUUGAUAAUGACAGAGAUGGAGAUCUCCCGAGCAGCUGCGGAAAGGAGCUUGCGGGAACACAUGGGCAAUGUGGUGGAGGCACUCAUUGCCCUAACCAACUGAUUCGUGCUUUCUGACAGGACUCCUGUGCUAACUUAUUGCAAUAAAGAUUUUUUUCAUUUUCUUUUGCAGUUUUGUUUAUUUAGAUCAAAUGCUUUAUAUAUUUUGUUGUAGGAAUUUAUAUGUUGGAGAGUAAGUAACUUAAAUGCUCCUUCCUCCCACAACUCUUACUAAACCUGUGUUCAUUAUGGAAAGGUCCUUUGUGUCCAGAUGCACAUUCUAGAUAUGAGUCUGGCCUUCAGCUGUGUUCAGAGUACUUUUGAAGUCUCACCAGAGUUACUGCACCCAAUGACCUGUGUCUCCACGAUACCUUAGGAACAGUUGAAAAGCCAGCACCUUCCUAUGAGCCACAGUGAAUAGAUACAGGUUGCCAGCCAGUCCGUAGGGCACCAGAGUUAAUGCUAGACUUGGGAACAUGGCAAUAAUAUGUAUAUCAAAGACACUGAGGUACAUUGCUGGUUCUUUUUUUUCAUUUUGAGACAAGGUCUCCCUAAGGCACCCGGGGAGGCUUAAACCUGCAAUUCAAGGGCCAGGGAUGUAGCUCAGUGUUCCCACCGACACCUGCCUCGAAAGCGCAAGGUCCUGAGUUCGAUCCCCGGUACCAAAAAAGUUAAACCUGCAAUUCCAGGUGUGCACUGCCUUGCCUGGCUCAAAGGUUAUUUUUAAUUUUCUUUCUCUCCCUCUCUUUUUUUUUUUGGAGGAUCUUGCUAUGUAGUUUAUUUAGCCUUAUCUUGAGCUCACUGUGAAGCCCAGGCUAUCCUCAAACUCACAGCAAUCCUCCUUUCUCAGCCUCCCUAGUUCUGGGAUUACAAGUGUGCACCACUGUGCCCAGCCAAAGGUUAUUUUUAAACUUAAUUAAAUGAGAGGCAGGGAGAAUUGAUAUAUGAAAGAUUUGAAUUCUGUACCGUAACACAUUCUAUAUUCUAUUUCCUGUUGAGAGAAGACAGUAAUUUUGCUGUGAAUGUUGAUCACUUUUGGCCAGGCCACACUUGCUGAGUUUGUUUUGUAUGAAAUGCCUACCUGAUAAGUUGUAAGAAUUGAUGAGCUAGUAAAUAUGCAAAAGCCUGGUUAAUUACUUUCCUCAGAGUAGACAAACAAGUGUGAUCCAUUGUUGCAUAUUGAGGCCAUACUCAAGUGAAAUAAACAGGACACACAUGUGAAUACCGAAUUGUUUCUCUGGUGUGAGAAACUGAAAGGAUUAAAAUUAUUAAAACGUAUAAUUGAUAAUUUGAAAUAGGAAGAAAAGGUCCAAAGGGGGAGGAGAAGUGGGAGGGGAAAGGGAAAGGAAAAAUUAUUAAAAAAGGAAAAAAUAGGGCCGGGCCUCUGUUGGAUGUCUACUUUCCUGAAGGCUCUGGGAUAAAGAUCAUUUCAGAACCUGGAAGCUACUAUGUGUCUUCUGCAUUUACACUUGUGGUUAAUAUCAUUGCAAAGAAAGUUGUUAAAAAUGAGAAAUUCCCCUCUGGAGUAGAAAAAGCCAGGAGCGAUGAACCAGCCUUUGUGUAUGAUAUGAAUGAUGGUGUGUAUGGUUCUUUUGCAAGUAAACUGAGGACUUGAACACCAUUCCACAGGUUCACAAGAAAUAUAAGGAAGAUGAGCCUCUGUUUGCAAGCGGCCUUUGGGUCCAUCCUGUGAUGAGCUGGAUCGGGUUGUAGAGAGUUGCCUGCUGCCCGAGCCGCAUGUGGGUGACUGGCUGAUCUUUGCCAACAUGGGCGCAGCCUCGCUGCAGGAAGCGUCUGCAAGGAUGCUCCGAGGCCAGCUGUGUAUUACACGAUGUCAUUCAGUGACUGGUAUGAGAUGCAGGAUGCAGGUGUCACCUCGGACACCAUGAUGAAGAACUUCUUCUUUGUGUCUUCGUGCCUUCAGCUGAGCCAGGACGACGGCUUUCCCACGGAGGCUUGAGCAGGCCCCGUGCCCCUUUAGAGCUGAGCUUUCAGGCUGCACUGGUCUGGUCUACAUUCCAGGGUGGAAACAAUCCAAACAAUCUCACUCUGUCCAUUCUCUCAGAAACAAAAGUCAAUAGCUAUGGGACCAGACGAAAUCAGCUUUCAUCUAGAAUUCACUGGGGGUGACGGGAAAUUUAGAUAAUGUGUCCAGAUUAAACCUAACAGUGUGUCCUACCCUUUAAGCUUUGAAUAUAAAAUAUGCAACAAAAUGGAUGACUUAGUGGAGAUGGAAGCCCACGACCUGGGUUCCCCUCAACCGUUUACAUACAAGUGCACAGUUUUUAUACUGAGGCUUCGUGUCCAAAAGUCUUGUAAAGUUAGCACCUUCCACCCAGAUACGGCAGAUGUCAGUGGAAGACUAGCGUGGCUUCCUUAGAUACGUUUAGUGUAUUCCGAGUGUGUAAAUUUGUGCUUUGAACUGUAGUUUAAUGUAAAAUUGCAUCAUAGUAUUUGUUGUACUUGACCUAAUGUAACCCUUGUAUGAUUGCAAUAAAAUUUUGUGUAGAUUU
Molecule: messenger RNA, 3439 nt
Organism: Heterocephalus glaber (naked mole-rat)
Lineage: Eukaryota; Metazoa; Chordata; Mammalia; Rodentia; Bathyergidae
Gene: Hypk
Product: huntingtin interacting protein K
Biological process (GO): protein stabilization; negative regulation of apoptotic process
Source: RefSeq, a predicted model, not a curated record